Molecule: messenger RNA, 1761 nt
Organism: Aspergillus nomiae NRRL 13137
Lineage: Eukaryota; Fungi; Ascomycota; Eurotiomycetes; Eurotiales; Aspergillaceae
Product: flavin-containing monooxygenase
Exons: 7
Coding region: 1-1761 (586 amino acids)
Molecular function (GO): N,N-dimethylaniline monooxygenase activity; NADP binding; flavin adenine dinucleotide binding
Source: RefSeq, a predicted model, not a curated record
AUGUUACGCCUGCUGGCUCAAGCUGCUGGUGUCGAGACUGUUCACAAAAAGUCUCAAUCACCUAGCAGAGACUUUGUUGAGCCGCGUUCGGUUGAUGAGAGUCGUCCUAUACGGGUAGUCGUCAUUGGAUCAGGCAUUUCUGGGAUCAUCUCUUCCAUCCGAUUCAGACAACGAAUCCCCAAUGUGGACAUUUGCGUCUAUGAGAAGAACGCGGACAUUGGAGGAACAUGGUAUGAAAACAGAUACCCGGGCUGCGCAUGUGAUAUCCCCGCCCACACCUACCAAGCUACCUUUGAACCUAAUAAGGAGUGGUCAGCAUUCUAUGCUUCAUCCCCAGAGAUCCAUCAAUAUUGGAAACGGGUGGCACACAAAUUUGGCUGCAUGGAGUAUGUCAAACUCAAACAUCAAGUCAGCGAAGCGGUGUGGGAUGAGCAAAAGAGCAAGUGGCAGUUGCAGAUUCAAGACAUCGACGGCGGCUCAACAUAUUCAGACCAGUGCGAUGUACUUAUCUCAGCCACGGGGGCUCUAAAUAAUUGGAAAUGGCCCAAUAUCCCUGGCCUCCAUGACUUCAAAGGGAAGCUUUUGCACAGUGCUGCUUGGGACGAGAGCUAUGAUUAUAGCGGUAAGAAGGUCGCGGUGAUCGGGAACGGUUCUAGUGGGAUCCAGAUUGUCCCUGCAAUGUUACCGAAAGUGGCACAUCUUGACCAUUAUGUAAGAGGCCGGACAUGGAUCGCGCCCACAUUUGCUCGUGAGGAGAUAGAUAAGCGGGGUGUCGAAAUAGAGAACUUCUCGUUCACUCCGGAAGAGAUCGAGACAUUCAAGAAGGAUCACCAAGCAUACCAACAAUUUCGCAAAGAGAUUGAACUCGAAUUGCAAUCUGUCCAUGGCACCACUAUGCUAGGUACGCCGGAACAGGUUGGAGCCAGGGAGGUGUUCCUGGAGAACAUGAAGCGGCGACUAUCGAGAAAACCGGAGCUUUUAAGUGGUUUGGUGCCGUCUUUCCCACCUGCUUGCCGCCGCUUGACACCCGGACCUGGCUACCUCGAAGCCUUGACGGAAGACAAUGUGAGCAUCAUCAGCAGCAAUAUUGUCCAAGUGGAUGCCGAUGGGAUCAUCACAGCCGAUGGAACACAUCAUCCCACUGACGUUAUUGUUUGUGCCACCGGGUUCGACACUACAUUCGCACCGCGAUUUCCAAUUAUCGGACGGGGAGGCAUAUCCCUGGCAGACCGCUGGAAAAACACCCCGGAGACAUAUCUCUCAAUGAUGGUUGAUGGGUUCCCCAACUACUUCAUCAGUCUGGGUCCCAAUUCAGCACUCGGCGAUGGCAACCUCUUGCUCCUAAUUGAGAAGGCAAUAGAUUAUUUCACCUUUUGUGUCCAGAAAAUGCAACGAGACAAUAUACGGUCAAUAAUGGUAAAGAAAGAGGCGGUCGAUCGGUUCACGCGAUAUUGCGAUCAAUACUUCACCCGAACAGUCUUCGGGCAGAAGUGUAGCAGCUGGUACAAAGGGGGAGCCGAGGAUGGUAGGGUGACGGCUCUGUGGCCUGGAUCUUCCCUUCAUUCGCUGAAAGUGUUCGCACACCCUCGGUGGGAAGAAUUCACGUAUGAGUACGUGAACGAUAACCCCAACGGAUGGAUUGGGGACGGGUGGACGGAGAAUGAGAAGAACAAAACAAUCCACGUCGACUACUUAGAUGACGAUCAUAUUGAUUAUCCGAAACAGUUAUUGAAUACUGCCUCAGUGCAAGUGGGGGCGUGA